Molecule: messenger RNA, 924 nt
Organism: Colletotrichum fioriniae
Lineage: Eukaryota; Fungi; Ascomycota; Sordariomycetes; Glomerellales; Glomerellaceae
Source: RefSeq, a predicted model, not a curated record
AUGGCGCCAGUCACCCCUCCGAAUCCGCUACCGCCGGACGAGAACGUCAACCCGAUCCUCCUUGGUGUCUCCGGCGUGCUAAUCUUCUUUGUCAUAUUCACGACUUCAAUCCGACUCUACGUUCGCUUCGCAUUACGGCAUCUGGGAUGGGAUGACUAUCUUAUGGGAAUCGUCGCCAGUCUCGGUGUCGUCAGAUACGGCGUCCAGUGCGCGCAAGGGAACUCGGGAAAUGGGAGGCAUCGAUGGUACAUUUCGACAGAGGAAUACGUCAACAACAGCAUGCUUGGAUGGUUCGCGCAAAUACUUCUGUUCGCCAGUAUCUGCUUGCUCAAGUGCUCUAUCAUGCUCCUGCUGCUCCGCAUCAAAGACUCCAGCCGGCUUAAGUACUUUUUGUGGUCCGUCAUGGCUGGUCUGGUCAUCACCAAUUUUGGCGUCAUUAUCAUUCUACUCGCCGAGUGCGAUCCCGUCGACGCGUACUGGACAGGGAAUGGAGUCUGUUGGGACGCCAAGAUUCGGAUAUACUCGAUUUACUUGACUAUCUUAACUGCAAUUUGGUCCAACUUGGAGCUUUACCUCGGAAUUAUUGCUGGAAACCUGGCUCUUUCCAGGUCCCUCUGGUUCUACUUCUUUGGAGAAAAACAGCUCCCCAGCUCCCAUCCCUCAGCAUACGGAAACUCGUCGCAUCGCUCUCGAUCUGCGUACAACAACGGCAGCAGGUUACACGGCGACAACGGCGGUAACACCGAUACAUUCAUACGCUCGGAGCGCAGGCCCUCCUUAUCAAAGAGCGAUCACAGCGACAUCCCACUUGAACCAGGUAUCCAGAAGCGAACAGAAUUCUGGAUCUCGGAAGAGGACGUCGACAGCAGCGAUAGUCACGACGCGGCAGCGAUAAGAAGGACGACCAGGCAGGCGUCGUUAUGA